AUGGCCACCUCUGCUCUAUCCUUUGCUUUCUCUUCAUUUUCAGCUCCAAAAUCUUCACUUUGCUCGUUUCCAGAGAAAGCCCAGGUAGUCUCAAAGUUGCAGAAAAAUAGUGGCAGAGGUAGGCGAGUCUGGCGCCGGAGGCAAUUGACUAAGGAAGAUGACCUCUUGCGAUAUAAAUUGGAGCGAGUUCCUUUCCUUGAGGAGCAGGUUAGGAAGGUUAAAGAGGAAGGAAAGUUAUUGACAAUGGAUAUCCACAGAUUGUUACUAUCAGAAGAUAAUAGGUUUGAUUUUGUGAAUGAGAUUGCAGCUGAGGCCAUUGAGUAUGUUGAAAAUGACAGAGAUGAAUAUGGAGGAAAGAAAAAAGCCAUUCUACAUGUGCUUAGCAACCGUAUGGACGAUGCUGGGUAUUCCCGUCCAGUGGCAUAUCAAGAAUCUGACCCCUUCCUGCCUGGCCCUACUUAUUUGAGGCAAGAGCUUGAAUAG
Dovyalis caffra is the source of this 483-nucleotide messenger RNA. The record is from the annotation of a GenBank genome assembly. Lineage: Eukaryota; Viridiplantae; Streptophyta; Magnoliopsida; Malpighiales; Salicaceae.